AUGGCGACCGCAAGAGUGGGCGAAGGCCUGCCGUCCAGCGGCUCUGUGCCUCCUGAUGUCGAUGCCGCCAUACCCCUCAACGACGGUGACCCUCAAUCUCGCCAUGAGUCUGAGCCCCGACCGGCCACAUCAUAUUUCGCUAACACUCAUGGCUUCGGCGGUUCGAUUUCACCAUCUGAGUCUGUUGCCGAUGCCGCCAAAGGAGUCAAGACUGGCGCAGAACUCCUGCGUCGCCUCAGCCUAGCAGAGCCACACAAGCCGGAAACUUUCAACUUUAAUCCUACCAAGGUCUACCCCGGGCUCAAACUUAGCGGCAACAUCAUCAGUGCUUCGAUCUGCCUCCCUUAUCAGUUCAAACAUCAAGCCGGUGGAGACUGGAAGCUGUCGCCUCGCAAAGGAACUUCGGCUCUUUUCGACUCUUUCGAGUACAUUGCGUCUGACAAGACGCCCUGGAACCAUACCCUUGUCGGCUGGACGGGCGAGAUCACACCCGUUCAGGAGAAGUACUACACCCCAAGCGCUCUCUCCUCUGCCAACCUUGCAAGAAACCAGACUCAGACCACGACUCCGUUUCAGUCAAGCAGACGGCCGUUAGCCGACGGCACAAAGGCUUCAGCUGCCUUGCCUCCCCCAGGUAUGCAGGCACACGUCUACAACCCCGCGACGGAUACCAUCACGGUCACCAAGGCCGACAGGGACCGGUUGGACGAGCAGCUGCAGGCCGAAUGUAGUGGGAAGAUGGUGCCUAUAUGGCUUUCUGAAGAUCAUGAGGAGGGCAUGGUAGAUCUGAAGCUCAAAGACCAGGGCCGCUGGCGCCGUUACGCUGAGCACGAGCUCUACACACUUUUCCACUACCGUCAGCACGCACCGGACGAUGGCCGGGCCGAAAAGGUCUCUUGGAACGACUAUCUUCGCAUGAAUCAGAUUUUCGCCGAGAAGAUCAUACAGACAUAUAAACCAGGCGACAUCAUCUGGAUUCACGAUUAUCAUCUUAUGCUGCUGCCAAAUUUCUUGCGCCAGAGGAUACCCAAUGCCUAUAUUGGCUUCUUCUUGCAUAUCCCCUUCCCGAGCUCGGAAUAUAUGCGUUGUCUGCCGCGGCGGAAAGACGUUCUCAGUGGGCCGCUAGGAGCUACAAUGAUUGGUUUUCAAUCGUACAACUUCGCACGCCACUUCAAUUCCUGCUGCAAACGGAUACUGGGGUUCGAGUCGAGCUCGGCUGGAGUCGAUGCCUAUGGUGCUCAUGUUGCUGUUGACGUCUUUCCCAUUGGCAUCGAUGUUGCAGCUGUACAAAAGGCAGCAUUCGGAGAUUCAGCGGUGCAAGAGAACAUGACAGCGCUCAGACAGGUAUACGCUGGGAAGAAGCUCAUCGUGGGCCGAGAUCGACUAGACACCGUUAGAGGCGUGUCACAGAAGCUUCAGGCCUUCGAAAUCUUCCUCGAUCGUUACCCAGAGUGGCGUGAUAAGGUUGUCCUCAUCCAAGUCACUUCCCCAACAAGCGUGCAGGAGGAAAAAGAAGACAGUGGCCACAAGAUCGAGAGCAAGAUAUCGAGCCUAGUCUCCCGGAUCAAUGGAGAAUUUGGAUCACUCUCUCACACUCCAGUCCAACACUAUCCACAGUACCUCGACACCGCGCAAUACUUUGCCCUCCUGCGACUUGCAGAUGUCGGUCUGAUCACUUCCGUCCGUGAUGGAAUGAAUACUACUUCCUUAGAGUACAUCAUCUGUCAGAAAGACCACUUUGGCCCGCUCAUUCUUUCGGAGUUCUCUGGAACGGCAUCAUCACUCGCCAACGCCAUACACAUCAACCCUUGGGACCUCGGGAACGUCGCAGAUACGCUGAAUGAAGCUCUGCUCAAACCCAAAGCAGAAAAGAAAGCCGACCACGAUAAAUUGUACGAUUAUGUUACAACUCACACGGUCUCCACGUGGACGAACAACUACCUCAAGCGUCUGCUCACAAACCUCACAUCUUUCUCUCAAUUCGAUCUGACUCCUGUACUCGAUCGCAAGAAGCUGCUGUCGCGCUACCGCAAUAGCUCUAAAAGACUUUUCAUGUUCGACUACGACGGGACGCUUACGCCCAUAGUGAAAGAUCCAAACGCCGCUAUCCCCACGGAUCGGGUGCUUCGCACACUUAAGGCCCUCGCUGAAGACCCACGAAACAAUGUUUGGAUCAUCUCCGGUCGCGACGCCAGCUUCUUGGAGGAAUGGAUGGGCCAUAUUUCGGAACUGGGUUUGUCUGCCGAGCACGGUUGCUUUCUUCGGCGGCCUGGGUCCGAGACCUGGGAGAAUCUCACCGAGAGCAUGGAUAUGUCAUGGCAGAAAGAGGUUUUCGAUGUCUUCUCACAUUAUACCGAGCGAACUCCCGGCAGCUGGAUCGAGCGGAAGCGCGUGGCACUGACGUGGCACUACCGGCAAGUAGACCCCGACUUUGGCUCACAUCAGGCUCGGGAAUGCACAAAGGUGCUCCAAGACGGAGUCGCUAAGAAGUGGGAAGUGGAAGUGAUGAGUGGCAAGGCGAACUUGGAAGUGAGGCCGACAUUCGUCAAUAAGGGCUUCAUCGCCAACCGCUUGGUCAGUGAAUACGGAUAUCAGGACGGUGGCGAGCCUCCCGGGUUUGUACUUUGCCUGGGCGAUGACACGACUGACGAACACAUGUUUGAAGCCCUCCAGAACUCAAAGCUCCCGCGCGAGCAUAUCUUUGCCUGCACGGUCGGCGCGAGCAGCAAACGCACAAAAGCCACCUACCACGUCCUCGAGCCGGCAGACGUCAUUGCAGCCGUGAGCAGCUUGGUGAAGCCCCGGACUCAGACCAUCAACGAACACCGGUAG
This is a messenger RNA of Cyphellophora europaea CBS 101466, 2832 nucleotides long. RefSeq names its product trehalose-phosphatase. The record is from RefSeq and is a predicted model, not a curated record. NCBI's taxonomy places the organism in Eukaryota, Fungi, Ascomycota, Eurotiomycetes, Chaetothyriales, Cyphellophoraceae. Gene Ontology annotation, molecular function: catalytic activity. The transcript is spliced from 2 exons. The coding region runs from base 1 to 2832 and encodes 943 amino acids. Gene Ontology annotation, biological process: fungal-type cell wall organization; trehalose biosynthetic process; cellular response to heat. Gene Ontology annotation, cellular component: alpha,alpha-trehalose-phosphate synthase complex (UDP-forming); cytosol.